AUGGCAUUACUACUUUGGCUUAUUUUUACAAUCUAUAAAGCAACAGCUUUGCUAUUAACUGUUGGUUCAUGUGCAGGACUUUUUGGUGCAUCAAACCCAGACAUCUGAAAAUCAAUAAAGGCUCUUAAUCCUGACGCAUUUAUAUGACUUGGAGAUGCAAUUUAUGCUGAUCAAAUGAUUUUGCCACUUGUUUUCCGGUCUGCAACUGAAGAAGAAUGAAAAAAGAAAUAUGCAACUCUAAAAAAUGCUGAAGGCUACAAGGAGCUGCGAGAAUCUAUAAGGAUAUUAGGUGUAUGAGAUGACCACGAUUACGGAAAAAAUAAUGAAAAUAAAUACUAUCCUUAUAAAAGCUUGUCUAAAGAACUUUUUCUUGAUUUUAUUGAUGAGCCUAAAAACAGCAUCAGAUACCAAAGAGAAGGAAUUUAUGAUUCUUAUGAUUUUAUUGAAAAUGGGAAGAAAAUAAAAGUUAUUUUGCUGGAUGAUAGGACUUAUUUAGAUCCCCCAGGACCAGAUUCUGAUAACCUAGGAGAAAUACAAUGGGAGUGGCUUAAAAAUGAGCUUGACGAUAAAGCUGAUUUAUAUUUAGUUAUGAAUGGGCUGCAAAUCAAUGUUGAAGACAGAAUUACAGUGACUGAAAAGUGGUUCGAAAAAGGCAGAAAAAGAAUGCUAGAUAUUCUUGAUAGCAAACCUGGAGUUAUUUUGGUAACUGGAGACGUUCAUCAUUCUGAAAUUUUACUUUAUUUUGCAUUAAUAAUAGAUUUAAUUUUUUAUAAUUAAUUAUGCGAAAUUCAAUAUACAGCAAUAUAAAAAUUGACUGUUAUAGCUACCCUAUCUAUGAAAUAGUCUCAAGUGGGUUAACUCACUCUGUUAAUACCCAAUAUGGCUUCCUCACAAGUUUAUAUCUUGAAGCCUGUUACCCCUUCACAUACAACAUUGGUAGUAGAAUUUACGAUAGAAGUUUUGCCUCUAUUGAAAUAUCAAAUGAUAGCAUUAAUAUUGAUCUCAGAGAUUCCUUUGGCAGCAUUCAGUUGCAUCACUCCUUAAAAAUCAGCGACCUUUUCUCUCAUCCAAAUACCCCUUAUUUCUGCUAUCAAUCCAUAUGGGAAAGAAGAAUAAAGCAUUGGGCAAGCAUCUUAUUAGUAUACGUCAUACCUUUUCUUACAAAUAUUUCAGCAUUUUAUAUUUGGGUAAAAAAAUAUUCGAAAUCUUAUUAA
Messenger RNA from Blepharisma stoltei, 1214 nucleotides. NCBI's taxonomy places the organism in Eukaryota, Ciliophora, Heterotrichea, Heterotrichida, Blepharismidae. The record is from the annotation of a GenBank genome assembly.